AUGAAGGUCAAAGUCAUCCCUGUGCUUGAGGACAACUACAUGUACCUGGUCAUCGAGGAGCGCACGCGGGAAGCUGUGGCCGUGGACGUGGCCGUGCCCAAACGGCUGCUGGAGAUCGUGGGCCGGGAGGGGGUAUCACUGACCACUGUGCUGACAACCCAUCACCACUGGGACCACGCUCGCGGCAACGCGGAACUGGUGAGGCUGCUGCCUGGUCUGGUGGUGUUGGGUGCGGACGAGCGCAUCUGUGCACUGACGCGCAGGCUGGCACACGGCGAGGAGCUGCGGUUUGGGGCCAUCCACGUGCGCUGCCUCCUGACGCCCGGCCACACCUUGGGCCACAUGAGCUACUUCCUGUGGGAAGAGGAGUGUCCGGACCCUCCUGCUGUGUUCUCAGGGGAUGCACUGUCCAUGGCCGGCUGCGGCUCACGCCUGGAGGGCACAGCUCAGCAGAUGUACCAGAGCUUGGUGGAGACCCUGGGCACCCUGCCCCCUGAGACAAAGGUGUUCUGUGGUCACGAGCACACACUGGGCAACCUCGAGUUUGCACAGAAAGUGGAGCCUUACAACGACCACGUGAAGGCCAAGCUGUCAUGGGCCAAGCAGAGGGAUGAGGACGAUGUGCCCACAGUGCCUGCAACCCUGGGCGAGGAACUCCUUUACAACCCGUUCCUGAGGGUGGCAGAGGAGCCUGUGCGGGAGUUCACGGGGAAGGUGGCACCAGCCGACGUCUUGGAUGUGCUCUGCAGGGAGCGAGCGAGCUUUGAGAGGGCGGCUGAGCCGCUGCAGCCACAGGCCCGGGCCCUCCUCGCGCUGCAGUGGGGGCUCCUGAGCACACCCCGGCAGAAGUGA
This is a messenger RNA of Rangifer tarandus platyrhynchus (Svalbard reindeer), 852 nucleotides long. The record is from the annotation of a GenBank genome assembly. NCBI's taxonomy places the organism in Eukaryota, Metazoa, Chordata, Mammalia, Artiodactyla, Cervidae.